Molecule: messenger RNA, 5029 nt
Organism: Megachile rotundata (alfalfa leafcutting bee)
Lineage: Eukaryota; Metazoa; Arthropoda; Insecta; Hymenoptera; Megachilidae
Gene: ken
Product: zinc finger and BTB domain-containing ken and barbie protein
Biological process (GO): regulation of transcription by RNA polymerase II
Cellular component (GO): nucleus
Molecular function (GO): RNA polymerase II cis-regulatory region sequence-specific DNA binding; protein binding; DNA-binding transcription factor activity
Source: RefSeq, a predicted model, not a curated record
AGCUCCAUUAUUUUCGCGGAUCCGUAUCGUUGAUCAGGGACAAGAAAUUUCACGCCUGACGCGUUAAAAUUCACUAGCCCGUUUAACUGGAGACGUGCUGAACAUGCUCGUCGCUAAUGGCUCUUAUUUUGGGGGGUUUGACGUUCCGGAAUUUGGGAAUUUAAGGACUUGAUUUGGAGAUUUGGAGAUCACAAAAUUUGGGGUUUGGGGAUUUUUUAAGUUUAGGAAUUGGGGUUCUGGGAACUUUGGGGUGUGGAGAUCUGGGGAUGUAGGAAAUUGAGGACGUGAGAAUUUGAAGAUUUUUAAAUUUGGGGAUUUGAGGGUUGGGUCAUUAGAUCAGAUUAAAUCAAGUUCAUAUUGAAGUAAGUUCGUUUGAACCCAUCACGACUUGGCCGCCCAUUUCGUUUUCAUUUCAUCAGCGCUUUUGAGAUUUCUCAAAAUCAUUCCUCUCUUAAUUCAUCACAGUUUACUAAAGAACGUAACCUUCUCAAAAAUUCCCAAUUUCACUAAACUUCCGUAUCCACAACCGAAUCCACGUACAACUCGCUCGAACCCAUCACUACUUCUCCGCGCAUUUCGUUUUCAUUUCAUCAGCGCUUUCGAGAUUUCUCGAAAUCAUUCGUCUCUUAACCAGAAUUCGUUAAAAUCGUGCAACCGAGGGAAACAGAUCUUAACAUCACGGAACGUUUCCUCUUUCUUUUUACCUACAAGAGUUCAAUCUUUUUCACCGUUGGAUGUCGCUGGGAGGCCCCCUCCGCCCCCUCUCUCUCUAUCCCCCGUGUCACGCUUUAAUUUCCAGCCUCGACAUUUGCGUAACCCAGUUUCGCCAUUGUUCGAUUCAAUGGUAGAUCGUAACGUCCGUCAUCCGGAUAGAUUAUAAUGCUCGCGUGUGUGUAUGCAUGUCGACGCGUGUGCGCUCGCGUGUGUAUGGCACUGCGCAUCGUUGCGUCAAGAGUGUACGUUGUGAACCGACGCGACGAAAGUGUACACACACGCGAGCAACACGCGAGCGUAUUAGUAUGCCGCGCGGCGAUAAAGCGACCGACGUCCAUGGAGAGUUCGCGUAACGAAAUUUACGAAUUCCACCAACUUUCUCCUCUUGUUCUUAUCUUAUCUCCGGCUCGCGAGGCGAGUUGCACUAGUUCUUAUUGCAUCGUUACCUCCUUACCGUUCUCUUUAUCAAACGCUAGCACGCUCCGAUUCGAUCUUGCACACGGGACAACCUAUGCCUUGCUAAUCUUUAUGCGGAGAAGCACGAAAACGAUGCGGAGUUAUUACUCGCGAAUUUUGCGCGAUACACGCCGUACUUCGUUAUGGCAUAAACGGUGUCCUACAAUUGAAGUUACAAUGUAGUCGUUUCGUGUUCUUACGUUUCUGUGCAUCGGCGCGGGUGCAUUGCGCGCGAUUAAAAUGGAGGUCUAUGAUAUUCUACGUCGAAUGUGAUGUGGUUUAUCUUGUUUUGAGUUAUGGGGAAUUAACUUCUUGAGACGGAGUAUUGUACAAUCUUGUUUGUCAUGGUUUAAACUUAAACUAUAAAUACCAAAAGAGCUAUUAAGAUUCUAGUGACACGUAUAUCGCCUCCCAACGAGCCCCUCACGAAAUCCGUGCUGCUCUCUCUACGCGAUUCCGCAGUUUUAUCAACGAGCGACAAGGCAGAGUUUACCGACGCGUCGAAAUGCGUCGAUUCUGAUCAACCACCGGAGAGAGUGCAGCACCGUACAAAACGAACGAGAGGUACACGUUGACCGGUAAAACCGGCGAAGUCAAGUUUCCCCCCACCCUGGUGGCAGACAAGUGGGCCAGAGUUUUCUGCAUGUAGCGGCACGGGGCCUUGUCCCCCACCGUACACGAACGGCACGAGACCCCGCCCGGCAAGUCUUCAAGGUCCAAAUAGAAGAAGAAACACGAACGUAAGCGUAAGCGUGGACGUAAUGCAGCCGGUCGGUCAGCGAUUGACCCUGAACUUGAGCCGUGGCUGCUAACAGCAGCAACAACAACGCAGACGCACCACCGGCCAUUUCCUUAUUCAGUGAUUUUCUUGACGAUGUAUACUGACGGUCUCCUGACACUCCAUUAUGGGAAGCAUCCAGCGACCUUGGCCGCAGAGGUCGGAGCCUGGUACACCGGGGACCGUCACGUGGACGUGACGUUAGCUUGCGACGAUGGAUCCGUCGUGAAAGCUCACCGUGUUGUUUUGGCCGCAGCUAGUCCCCUUUUGGCUAGUCUUCUUCGAAAUCCUGCGCUGGACCAUGUGGUCCAUUUGUCGGGGGUCCGAAAAACCCAGCUGACCCAUCUGCUGGAAUUUCUUUACAAUGGGGAAGCUCUUAUACCCUCGACGGAACUGACGCCAUUGAGGGAGCUGUUCGAGCUUCUUCAAAUCAAGUCGGAGCUGUUCGAGCCCAACCAACCUCAGACCUCCAGCAACUCCGAUCCUGAAAGAGUGCCCACCCCUCAGCCUUCGGAGGGCCAGGAAAGUUCCAGCUACGAGUCGCAGUAUGACGGCAGGCAAUCCAAUAACCCCGCAGACUGCUGUUCGGUGCUCAUAAAGACCGAGGGCUGCGAGGAGGAACCGGAAGUGGACGUCGAAGGCGUCGAGGGCGAAGCUCUCCUCACGGAGAACAGAGAAAGCAGUAUAGAACCGCCUCGACGGAGGGAUAGCUCUGAUCCUGUCAACCUUAGUUUGAACUCUGGAACUUCGACUACCAGCGAAAGUUCGCACGAUAUCGUGCCUAGGCCAGAAAAGCAAUUGCUGGAGAGGCGAGAAUCUCUGGAAGAGGCGGAGGAGAGGAGAAGACAGUUAGCGGCUCGACUAGCGUUAGGCUUAGAACCAGGAAAACGGAAACCUGAAGAAAUACCUAUCCCACCUGCGGAAGCGUACGUUGUGACGCCCCAUCGAAAACGAAGGCCAGGAUUCCACAAUGCGCCAGCACAGAAUCCAGCCUUCGUACCGUUUAAUCCUGGUUUCGAGACGCCGAGGCGAUUGCAGGCGCCACAUCCUCUCAGCGUCUCCGCGCCUCCGUACCUGCAGGACAGGUCAGUGACGCCUCCAGGAGCGUCGCACAGGCCUCCAAGCGCGGACCCAGCAUCGGCAGCGGGUUUGGAGCCACCGUGGGGUUCUUGGGCGUUGCCCCCAGCGAGGGCACCUCCGCCGCCACCCACAGACGACCCACCCAAGUCCACUCCCGUCCGCGAAUAUCGGUGCAGCUAUUGUGGCAAACAGUUCGGAAUGUCAUGGAACUUGAAGACGCAUUUGAGAGUGCACACCGGUGAAAAACCGUUCGCGUGUAGACUCUGUGUCGCCAUGUUCAAGCAAAAGGCCCACCUGCUGAAGCAUCUUUGCUCGGUACACAGAGGAGUGAUAGCCGCCCCGGACAAUACGUUUACUUGUUGCUUCUGUUCGUUAAGUUUCGAUAGUUUACAAGAGCUGAUCAGGCACCUGUCGGGUCCGCACAAUAAUCUGCUGCUCAGCAAGAACCUGCACGACUAGCGACAAGGUUAAGGCCGACCGGUGCUGAAGCGUGACCUCGGCAUCAUCUCGAAACGAUUGUUCCUUCGAUCGUGUUCAGAUUCGAGAAGUACGACUACCUUCCAAAUCGUAAUUGCAAUUAUCGACGUUUGAAUUUGGACCUUCAGUGUCUCGUACGAAUCUGGACGCCGAUCUCGAGAUGACAAGGUCACUGCGUGCCUCCAAUGAAGAAACGUCCCCAAUCGUUUUCAGAACCUCAAAAGUAUUUUUGUAACAGCUCGAAAACGUCUGGUGACAAUGUUCGAACGUGCACGAACGCGUGUUAGGUGGUUUUUUAAACGAAUUUACAUGAAGCACGCUAAUUUCUAGGCAAAGUACGAAGCGUUGAAGAACAUCGGUUUCUUCGGGAAACGGCAUGAACAGCACCGGGAGAGCCUUGUUUUAUAUAAAAUCGUCACUGUUGUGACUAUCUAGUUCGAAAAAUGUAUGAAGACCAAGCAACAGUCUAAUAUUAUAAGCGAUGACCAGUAACUAUGACCAAAUAACGUAUCCCCGACGAUCGGGUAUGUUGUGCCGGUCUCCAUUACGAAGCGUUAAGAAAGUCGAAACGAGAAUGGGUGAGAGUCAAUUAUCGUCGAAUUUUUAGCGGAACGAACUCUCGUUACGUCUUUACUUACUUGAAGAAGGAAGACGAAGAAGCUUUCGAACGCUUUUUUCGUUCGCGUCAGGUGACAGCCAGCGAAGACGUCUCUCGUUUACCUCAGCGCGCGCAAGCAAUCUCACGUGUAAAUAACGUUAACGUUUUUAGUAGUAGAAACAAGCGGACGGAUAAGAAUUUAUUUAUUUUACACUUCUUUUUUUUUGCAAAAGGGACCAACCGAUUUUCCACCGAUUUCUGUCUUAGGUAGAUGUUUAGGUGUCCUGCCCGUCAAUCGCCUCGAACAAAUUCACUCUCGAAAUUAGCUUAUGGAAGGUCUUGAGAAAAGACGUUGGCGUUAUCAUUCGUGGACUCCCGCUAUAUUGCCGCCGAUUGGAUUGUAUCGGAAAAUUCUUGCAAUAUAUUUGGUGAUAUGUAGAUUCCUAUGGUGACGCAAGCCAUGAAGGCGAUAUAACGAGAGUCUACUGUACCCCUUUCGGUUAGGAUCGGACCUUCACGAAUUUUUAAAAUUUCAAAUUAAACACCCAAGAAUAUUAAAAUUCUCAAAUUCAGAAUUUUACAAAUUUAACUUUUUAAAUUUACAAAAUCAUAAGUUUAUAAAUUAAGUCUUGUGAGCUCACAGUCGCACGAAAGGUCUGAUCCUACGUGAAAUAUAGUCCUCGCGACGAUAUAGCGCAGUCGUAAAUUAAACUCUUGAAACUCCCAGGACCGUAUGCGUUCUACUUCAGGGUCUCUACGCUGUACAGAACUUUUCGCGAUACGAUCCUGGCCGAGGUUUCGUAAACUUUCCCUAGACGGCGCUGUACCUCGAAGAGUUUGCGACCUCGCUGUAUCGUGACGCGGAUUCCCUUACCCAAUCGAAGAGGAACAUUAUCGGCGGGACACAAUUGUGGAAGAAGCGACAA